Molecule: messenger RNA, 1542 nt
Organism: Octodon degus (degu)
Lineage: Eukaryota; Metazoa; Chordata; Mammalia; Rodentia; Octodontidae
Gene: Ccdc127
Product: coiled-coil domain containing 127
Exons: 3
Coding region: 102-884 (260 amino acids)
Source: RefSeq, a predicted model, not a curated record
CGCCGGGGUCGGUCGGACGACGGAGGCUGCACCUGCGCAGAGAGAAUCCUCGGACUGCUCAGGGUCCGGGAGAGCCCGCGGUCAGGCUGAGGUAUAUCUCCAUGAAUAACUUAAAUGAGCCUCCAAAUUGGAACAUUCGGCCUAACUCCAGAGCUGAUGGGGGUGAUGGAAGCAAGUGGAAUUAUGCCUUGUUGGUACCAAUGCUGGGGCUGGCAGCUUUUCGUUGGAUUUGGUCCAGGGAGUCCCAAAAAGAAAUAGAAAAGGAGAGACAAGCAUAUUAUCAGAAAACAGCUGCUUUCCAGAAGGAUCUUGAAGCCAAAUACCAUGCUGUGAUCUCAGAAAAUCGACGUGCUGUUGCUCAGCUGUCUUUGGAACUUGAAAAGGAGCAAAACAGAACAACUAGUUAUCGAGAAGCUCUUAUUUCUCAAGGGCGUAAGUUGAUGGAAGAAAAGAAGCUCCUAGAACAGGAACGGGCUCAGGUAAUGAAAGAGAAGAGCCAGCUGCAGCCUCUGAGGGGGGCGUAUCUGAGCUGCCUGGAGGAGCAGGAGGACUGGCAGCGACGAGCUCGGCUGAUGCUGCAGGAAGUGGGAGAGGCUCUCGCUGAAAGGCAGCGCAUCUACUGCAGCCUGGUCCUCCCCCGACGUGCCAGGCUGGAGCUCGAGAAGAAGCUGCUGGUGCGUGCAUCCAUCGACCCCAUAGCUGCCGACUUAGAGAUGGCAGCUGGCUUGACCGACAUAUUUAAGCGUGAUACAUAUUGUGGCGAUGUAUGGAACACCAACAAAUGCCAAAACGGGAGUCUCAUGUGGCUGUAUCUCAAGUAUUGGGACCUAGUUGUCGAAUUGAAGAAGUUUAAGAGUGCAGAGAAGAUUAUACUAGAGAAGUAAGACAGAAUGAAAUAAAACUCAAGGCCAAAGACAGCCUUCUGUUGUGACAUUCUGGGCCCUCUGAUGUUUCGUUUCCUGCCGCCUGUGUCGUAGCCACACGACGCCUCCCUCAGCAGCAGCUCUGCUCCUGCCUCUCUGAGCGGCACCGCAUGGCCUCAGCUGACGCAGGGUUUCCUGUAGAUGCCCUGCAACUAUGAAUGACUCGCUUUCUCUGAAGCACUUUCCUGAGCUGCUAAUAUUUAGCAGAGUAAUAUAACCUUGUGUUUUAGCUUUAUGGUAAAAGUUUUUAAAAGGUCUGACACAAUAUUGUUCCUCAGUAAAAGCAAUUUUCUAUCAGGUUCCAUUUUCCUUUCUCCCUAAGCAGAUUGCCCUCUUGAGUUAUUUUCUCCUUCUCUUUUCCUGAAGUUGUCAGGUGCAUGUCAGGCUGGCUUGCAGGUGACAGUAGGAAAUAAUAACACCCUCAAGGUUUUGCAUUGGACAGAAGAGCGCUCUCGUUCACAAAGGGAAGAAGCGCCAAGGGUUUAUUGUAUCCAGUUAUUACUUAGUAUAUUUUUGGAAUUUAGCUUGUGUCUGUAUUCAAUAAGCAGAUGUUUGUUAGUAAUGGUAUAUAAUAAAAAAUACAUGCCAUUUAGAAUAGUAUCAAAAUAAGUAAAUAAAA